Molecule: messenger RNA, 2019 nt
Organism: Hibiscus syriacus
Lineage: Eukaryota; Viridiplantae; Streptophyta; Magnoliopsida; Malvales; Malvaceae
Product: E3 ubiquitin-protein ligase ORTHRUS 2-like
Exons: 10
Coding region: 1-2019 (672 amino acids)
Biological process (GO): protein ubiquitination; negative regulation of gene expression via chromosomal CpG island methylation
Molecular function (GO): ubiquitin protein ligase activity; metal ion binding
Source: RefSeq, a predicted model, not a curated record
AUGGCAGCAUCUGAUGUUGACCAGCAGCCAGGUGACGAUAAUCUUUGCAUGUUGUGCAAAGUCGGUUCAAAGCCAGGUGAGGGGAUAAUCCUUUGCCUUUUCUGUAAUGCACCUUGGCACCAACCUUGCCUACUUUCCAGUCGUGUAUCCCGUCCCAUCGAUGAUGAUUUCUGGGGUUGCCCUGAGUGUGAAAAUCGUAUUCUGCAAGACGAUCUAAAUCUAUUCACCUUCGACCUUGAUAACGACCCCGCCACUUCUUCUUUCGCUCCCGCUGAGAAUAGCAUGAUCUCUAAGAUUCUGGAGAUCCAGGCCGAUACGUCGCUGACGGAGGAGGAAAAGGCGAGGAAGAGACAGGAGUUGGUUAGCCGGAUACCCCUUGUUGAACCGACGGAACUAGAAGCCAAAGACAAGACUAUACUGGAGUCCGACAACGAGCCGUCGAACGUUUCUGAUGAGAGCUUAAACUGUUCUAUUUGUUUACACAUGCCUGACAAACCUGUUACGACGCCAUGCGGACACAAUUUUUGUCUGAAAUGUUUCAACCUGUCGAUUCGACAAGGGAACCGAAACUGCGCCUUGUGUCGUACACAGAUACCAACGACAAUGGUGAACCAACCUCGUAUCAACCUGACGCUGGUGUCUGCCAUCCGAAUGGCAAAGUUGUCCAAAUCUACUGGUUCGGACGCUGGCUCUUCAAAGAUUUACGAACAUGUUCACAACCAAGAUAGACCAGACAAGGCUUAUGCAACCGAGCGGGCUAAGAGGAGUGGGAAGGCCAAUGCUGCGAGCGGUCGAAUCUUUGUGACGGUGCCGACCGAUCAUUUUGGUCCAAUAUUGUCUGAAAACGAUCCGACGAGGAAUCGAGGAGUGCUGGUGGGGGACACUUGGGAGGAUAGGUUGGAAUGCCGGCAAUGGGGUGCUCAUUUUCCUCCUAUUAAAGGCAUUGCAGGCCAGAAAGAUCAUGGUGCACAAUCCGUCGUGCUCUCCGGAGGUUACAAAGAUGAUGAGGAUCAUGGAGAAUGGUUCCUUUACACCGGAAGUGGUGGGAGAGACCUAAGCGGAAACAAAAGGACUAACAAGGAUCAAUCUUUUGAUCAAGAGUUCAAGAGUGGGAACGAGUCGCUUCGUCUCAGUUGCAAAAAUGGCUAUCCUCUUCGAGCCAUAAGGUCUUACAAGGACAAACAUUCUUCAUAUGCUCCUGAAAAAGGGUUACGUUAUGACGGCAUUUACAGAGUUGAAAAAUGCUGGAGAACUGUUGGAGUUCAAGGCUUCAAGGUCUGCCGAUAUUUAAUCGUUAGGUGUGACAAUGAUCCUGCUCCAUGGACCAGUGACAUGCAUGGCGAUCUCCCUAGACCUUUGCCGUUUAUUAAAGAGCUUGAAAAGGCAUCCGAUAUAACCGAGAGAAAAGAAAGCCCGGCGUGGGACUUUGAUGAUGUUAAUGGCUGCUGGAAGUGGAUGAAACCACCACCAAUGAGCAAGAAAAAAGAAAAUACCGGCGGUUCUGAAUCCCGGAAGAUGCCAAGGAGCAGCACUGUAGUUAAGCAAGCACUGAAUGUAGCCGGUAGAAAGAGGCUUCAAAAAGAUUUUGGUUGUGGGAUCUGUGAUCAAGUGCUGGAUAUGCCAUUAACAACCCCAUGUGGUCAUAAUUUCUGCAAGUCAUGCUUAGAAGCUGCAUUUUCCGGAAUAUCAUUUAUGAGGGAGAGAAAUGCAGGUGGUCGGACCCUCCGCUAUAAAAAGAAUGUCAUGACAUGCCCUGCUCUUGAUUGCACUUUUGAUUUAUCCGACCAUUUGAACAACUUACAGGUAAACAUGGAGCUGAAGAACCUGAUUGCGAAGCAGAUGAGAGAGUAUGAGGAUUCUAAUGCAGAGGAACUAGGUGAGAAAGAAGAUUUAUCAAGGACGAACAAUGAUUAUGAAGAACCGGGUGUUGAUGGUGAAGAUUCGGAUGAUGCGGAAAUGGAACUCGAAGCCGAAAGGCCUUCAAAGCAAAGGAAAGUCGAUGGCGACAACGAGGGUUAA